AUGGAGGGCCUGGGUCGCUCCUGCCUGUGGCUGCGACACGAGCUGUCGCCCCCACGGCCGCAGCUGCUGCUCCUGGACUGCCGCAGCCGUGAGCUAUACGAGGCGGCGCGCAUCGGUGGGGCGCUGAGCGUGGCCCUGCCAGCGCUGCUGCUGCGUCGCCUGCGCCGGGGGAGCCUGUCGGUGCGCGCGCUGCUGCCUGGGCCGCCGCUGCAGCCGCCCCCACCUGCCCCCGUGCUCCUGUAUGACCAGGGCGGCGGGCGGCGGCGGCGCGGGGAGGCUGAAGCUGAGGCCGUUGAGGAGUGGGAAGCCGAGUCGGUGCUAGGCACCUUGCUCCAGAAGCUGCGGGAGGAAGGCUACCUAGCCUACUACCUACAGGGUGGCUUCAGCCGAUUCCAGGCCGAGUGCCCUCACCUGUGUGAGACCAGCCUCCAGGGCCAUGGCGGCCCCAGCACAGCCCAGGCACCCGGGCCAGUGCCCGUCGUGGGGCUAGGCGGCCUGUACCUGAGCUCCGAUUGCUCUGACGCAGAAUCUGAGCCGGAACGUGACCCCACAAGCUUCGGCCUGGAUUCAGAGGGUGCCACACCUCCCCCAGCGGGGCUGCUGCCAUCCUUUCCUGUCCAGAUCCUGCCCAACCUCUACCUGGGCAGUGCCCGGGAUUCAGCCAACCUGGAGAGCUUGGCCAAGUUGGGUAUCCGUUACAUUCUCAACGUCACCCCCAACCUCCCCAACCUCUUCGAGAAGAACGGCGACUUCCAUUACAAGCAGAUCCCCAUCUCAGACCACUGGAGCCAGAACUUGUCCCAGUUCUUCCCAGAGGCCAUCGCGUUCAUUGAUGAGGCCUUGUCCCAGAACUGCGGGGUGCUCGUCCACUGCCUGGCUGGGGUCAGCCGCUCCGUCACUGUCACCGUGGCCUACCUCAUGCAGAAGCUCCACCUCUCCCUCAAUGAUGCCUAUGACCUGGUCAAGAGGAAGAAGUCGAACAUCUCCCCCAACUUCAACUUCAUGGGGCAGCUGCUGGACUUCGAGCGAAGCCUGAGGCUGGAGGAGAGGCGCUCGCAGGGGCGCGACAGUGGGGGGCAGGGAUCCACCACCUCCGAUGACCCACCCUCCUUCUUCACAACCCCCACCAGCGAUGGCGUCUUUGAGCUGGACCCCACAUAA
Molecule: messenger RNA, 1161 nt
Organism: Loxodonta africana (African savanna elephant)
Lineage: Eukaryota; Metazoa; Chordata; Mammalia; Proboscidea; Elephantidae
Gene: DUSP9
Product: dual specificity phosphatase 9
Exons: 3
Coding region: 1-1161 (386 amino acids)
Biological process (GO): protein dephosphorylation; negative regulation of MAPK cascade
Cellular component (GO): cytosol; cytoplasm
Molecular function (GO): MAP kinase tyrosine/serine/threonine phosphatase activity; MAP kinase tyrosine phosphatase activity; protein tyrosine/threonine phosphatase activity
Source: RefSeq, a predicted model, not a curated record